CGCGGUACCGGCCUGCCUCCGCCGCGCGCGGGCCGCCGUCCGCCCGGCACGGUAAAUACCUAAGACUGGUCUUUUCUAGAUCAUAUGAUGGACAGUGUCUCGCCCUCAGGGAGCAGGUGGGCUGGCAGGACAGGCGUCCCAGACCAGGAGAAGGAGAUGCCCUCAGGUAGGUGGCCCCACGACAAAAGCCUGUCCUCUGUGAGUCGCCAAUUCUGGUUAUUACGAUGCUCUGAGCUACGGCUGGUCUGAACCACUGCAGCCUAUGGAUCUGCUCUGACCGUACAGCCCACCUAUGGGAGAAGGUGACCCCUUCUGGGCCCCAUCUAUCUUUCCUCACAGCACCCUCAGCGCCUCAAGCCAUCACUUCCAGCUGCAUUUUGGGAGAACGAUGGAGUCCAAGGUCUCAGAAGGCGGCCUGAACGUGACCCUGACCAUCCGCCUGCUGAUGCAUGGCAAGGAAGUCGGAAGCAUCAUUGGGAAGAAAGGAGAGACUGUGAAGAAGAUGCGUGAAGAGAGUGGCGCAAGGAUCAACAUCUCAGAGGGAAACUGUCCAGAGAGAAUUGUAACCAUCACAGGCCCAACAGAUGCCAUCUUCAAGGCCUUUGCCAUGAUCGCAUACAAGUUUGAGGAGGACAUUGUCAACUCCAUGAGCAACAGCCCUGCCACCAGUAAGCCCCCAGUGACGCUGCGGCUGGUGGUGCCUGCAAGCCAGUGUGGGUCCCUGAUCGGCAAAGGCGGCUCCAAAAUCAAGGAGAUCAGGGAGUCCACAGGUGCCCAGGUCCAGGUGGCUGGGGACAUGCUGCCCAACUCCACAGAGAGGGCAGUGACCAUCUCAGGGACCCCGGAUGCCAUCAUCCAGUGUGUCAAGCAGAUCUGUGUGGUCAUGCUGGAGUCCCCACCGAAAGGUGCCACCAUUCCCUACCGCCCAAAGCCCGCCUCCACCCCUGUCAUUUUUGCAGGUGGUCAGGUAAGAGCCGACCCGCUCGCGGCCUCCACUGCCAACCUCAGCCUUUUACUGCAGCACCCGCCGCUGCCCGCCUACACGAUCCAGGGACAGUACGCCAUCCCCCACCCGGAUCAGUUGACCAAGCUCCACCAGCUGGCCAUGCAGCAAACCCCCUUUCCUCCCCUCGGACAGGCCAACCCCGCUUUCCCCGGAGAAAAGCUGCCUUUACACUCCUCCGAAGAAGCUCAAAAUCUGAUGGGCCAGUCAUCAGGUCUGGACGCCAGCCCCCCGGCCAGCACUCAUGAGCUCACCAUUCCCAAUGAUCUAAUAGGCUGCAUAAUUGGACGCCAAGGGACCAAAAUCAAUGAAAUUCGACAGAUGUCUGGAGCACAGAUCAAAAUUGCUAAUGCCACCGAGGGGUCAUCAGAGCGUCAGAUCACCAUCACAGGGACCCCAGCCAACAUCAGCCUUGCCCAGUAUCUCAUCAAUGCCAGGCUGACAUCUGAGGUCACCGGGAUGGGUGCGCUCUAAUCCUGUCUACCGUCCUCUGCUCUGUGACAGACACGUCACCACCCACUUGAGCCUGCAGCCCCGGCUCACACUCUGUACAGACCACCUGCCCUUCCUCGCAGAUAUAAAUAGAGAGGUUUUUCUUUCUUAAAAGAAAGGAUACAUGCCGUAGAUAUACACACACAGCAAAACAGCCUAUCUCCAUGCACCCAGGCUCUGCCCGACGCUCCUCUUUAAAUGCUGGCUCAUGCUCAGCCCCUCACCACUGGCAUGCCGUGUUCAUCAUCUUACAUGCUCAGGUGUUCCGUCUGUGACGUGUUAGCUGUAUCGUUACUUAGUGUCGUGCACCUGUCUGUUUUGGUGUCCCUGACAGCACACCCCACACAGUGUCCCUCCCAGCCAUAGAGGCCCAGCUGCCUUGAGACCAUCCUCACACUUGGCCUGUCUGAUGACUCCAUUCACCCCAGAGCCUGUGGUGUCUGGGCUCACAUUUCCACCUCAGAUCUUGUGCUGGAAUCAGGGUGCCUGUCCUGCACACCAAGGGCAGCAUGGGAGGGGGGCGUCGGAGGGUGCUGGCCCUGGCUUCUCCGAGUCAUCACCUGGUGGGAGGUACCGUGGGCCUGGGUGCCUCCCUGUGCCCCUCAGAGAUCAAUAAACGU
Nycticebus coucang (slow loris) is the source of this 2115-nucleotide messenger RNA. RefSeq names its product poly(rC) binding protein 3 (gene PCBP3). Gene Ontology annotation, biological process: regulation of RNA metabolic process; regulation of gene expression. NCBI's taxonomy places the organism in Eukaryota, Metazoa, Chordata, Mammalia, Primates, Lorisidae. Gene Ontology annotation, cellular component: nucleus; cytoplasm. The record is from RefSeq and is a predicted model, not a curated record. Bases 293 to 1477 code for a protein of 394 amino acids. The transcript is spliced from 17 exons. Gene Ontology annotation, molecular function: mRNA binding.